CCGCUCUCCCUCACACCCUCCCUCCCUCCCUCCCAUCCUUGAUUCUCUUGUUGUUCCACUCUAAUCUAGAUUCUAGUUCGAGUCGAGUCUUCGCCGCAUUGUGGGCUCCAGAUCGAAUCGGCAAGGAGUCGGUCAUCGUCGUCGUCCGCUCCGGCGGCAGCCCCUCGCCCGCCGCCGUCGUAACCGUAACACAAGUCCGCCGGCGGCCUCCUUUCUUCCUCUUCCUCUUCCGUCGGCAAUGGAGACCCGGGACACGACGGCGCCGCUCCCCUACUCGUACACGCCGCUGCCGGCCGCCGACGCCGCGUCCGCCGAGGUCACCGGCACCGGCCACCGCGGCGGCAGGAGCAGGCGGAGGUCGCUCUGCGCCGCGGCGCUCGUGCUCUCCGCCGCGCUGCUCCUCGCCGUCGCCGCGCUCACCGGCGUCGGCCGCCGCGUCGACGUCGUCCCCGGCGGCGCGGGGUCGCCGAGGAGCACCAGCAGCAUCAGCAGGGGCCCCGAUGCCGGCGUGUCGGAGAAGACGUCCGGCGCGUGGAGCGGCGGCGGCAGGCUGCGGAGUGACGGCGCCGGCGGGAACGCGUUCCCGUGGAGCAAUGCGAUGCUGCAGUGGCAGCGCACGGGAUUCCACUUCCAGCCACACAUGAACUGGAUGAACGAUCCCAAUGGCCCGGUGUACUACAAGGGAUGGUAUCAUCUGUUCUACCAGUACAACCCAGACGGUGCCAUCUGGGGCAACAAGAUCGCGUGGGGCCACGCCGUCUCCCGCGACCUGAUCCACUGGCGCCACCUCCCGCUAGCCAUGGUGCCGGACCAGUGGUACGACACCAACGGCGUCUGGACAGGCUCCGCCACCACGCUCCCCGACGGCCGCCUCGCCAUGCUCUACACCGGCUCCACCAACGCCUCCGUGCAGGUGCAGUGCCUCGCCGUCCCCGCCGACGACGCCGACCCGCUGCUCACCAACUGGACCAAGUACGAGGGCAACCCGGUCCUGUACCCGCCGCCGGGGAUCGGGCCCAAGGACUUCCGUGACCCCACCACGGCGUGGUUCGACCCGUCGGACAACACCUGGCGCAUCGUCAUCGGGUCCAAGGACGACGCCGAGGGCGACCACGCCGGCAUCGCCGUCGUCUACCGGACCAAGGACUUCGUCAGCUUCGAGCUCCUCCCCGGCCUCCUCCACCGCGUCGCGAGGACGGGGAUGUGGGAGUGCAUCGACUUCUACCCCGUCGCCACCCGCGGCAAGGCGUCCGGGAACGGCGUCGACAUGUCCGACGCCUUCGGCAAGAACGGCGCCAUUGUUGGGGACGUCGUGCACGUUAUGAAGGCCAGCAUGGACGACGACCGCCAUGACUACUACGCGCUCGGGAGGUACGAUGCGGCCACCAACGAGUGGACGCCGCUCGACGCCGAGAAGGACGUCGGCAUCGGGCUCCGGUAUGACUGGGGCAAGUUUUACGCGUCCAAGACCUUCUAUGACCCCGCCAAGCGCCGCCGCGUGCUCUGGGGAUGGGUCGGCGAGACCGACUCGGAGCGCGCUGACGUCUCCAAGGGAUGGGCAUCGUUGCAGGGUAUCCCCCGGACGGUGCUGCUGGACACCAAGACGGGCAGCAACCUGCUGCAGUGGCCCGUGGAGGAAGCGGAGACGCUGCGCACCAACUCCACGGACCUCAGCGGCAUCACCAUCGACUACGGCUCGGCGUUCCCGCUCAACCUCCGGCGCGCCACGCAGCUGGACAUCGAGGCGGAGUUCCAGCUCGACCGCCGCGCCGUCAUGUCGCUCAACGAGGCCGACGUGGGGUACAACUGCAGCACGAGCGGUGGCGCCGCGGCCCGCGGUGCCCUCGGCCCCUUCGGCCUGCUCGUCCUCGCCGACAAGCACCUGCGCGAGCAGACGGCCGUCUACUUCUACGUGGCCAAGGGCCUGGACGGCUCCCUCACCACGCACUUCUGCCAGGACGAGUCCCGGUCCUCCAGCGCCAACGACAUCGUCAAGCGCGUCGUCGGCAGCUCCGUCCCCGUGCUGGACGACGAGACCACGCUCUCGCUCCGCGUGCUCGUCGACCACUCCAUCGUCGAGAGCUUCGCGCAGGGCGGAAGGUCGACGGCAACCUCGCGCGUCUACCCCACCGAGGCCAUCUACGCCAACGCCGGCGUGUUCCUCUUCAACAACGCCACCGCCGCGCGCGUCACCGCCAAGAAGCUCGUCGUCCACGAGAUGGACUCAUCCUACAACCACGACUACAUGGUCACGGACAUCUGAUGCUGCUGCUGAUCCGUCGAUCGUCCAUCCAACCCACCGCUGCAUGCACCUAAUUUUUUGAACAGCAAAGCAUCUUCUUGUACCUAUCAAUUCAUAUCCUCGCUUCCCUCUCCAAUUUUGUUAUUUCCCUGCCAUAAUUUUGGGUUUUUUUUCCUUCUUCUUCUUUCUUCUGAUUGCUACUAUAUAUGUAUCGCUCGAGGCUUAGCUUCCGGUUGCAAUAGUAGCUAUCCAGUGGAAGACGCCACGUCGAUGCAAGACAAGAGGCUACAUAUGUAAUAGUGUAGCCUGUAGUUGUACAUGUAUGAUGGUGUGCCACCACACCAAUUGAGUUAUAAAUAUAAAUGUUUUUAGCCC
This is a messenger RNA of Sorghum bicolor (sorghum), 2617 nucleotides long. RefSeq names its product sucrose:sucrose 1-fructosyltransferase. Gene Ontology annotation, molecular function: beta-fructofuranosidase activity. The transcript is spliced from 3 exons. NCBI's taxonomy places the organism in Eukaryota, Viridiplantae, Streptophyta, Magnoliopsida, Poales, Poaceae. The coding region runs from base 239 to 2263 and encodes 674 amino acids. The record is from RefSeq and is a predicted model, not a curated record. Gene Ontology annotation, biological process: carbohydrate metabolic process.